This is a messenger RNA of Colletotrichum truncatum, 246 nucleotides long. NCBI's taxonomy places the organism in Eukaryota, Fungi, Ascomycota, Sordariomycetes, Glomerellales, Glomerellaceae. The record is from RefSeq and is a predicted model, not a curated record.
AUGAGUUUUCAAGCCGCCAGACUCGUUAGACAGCUGCCACGCAGGCCGAUGCCAGCGUUCCAAACCCGCUCCAUGAGCAUGAAUUCGUUCGUCGCCCCCAAGAACGGCCAGUCUCAACCGGGAGAUUGGCCGGGCAUGGGCAAAAAAGCCGUUAGGCGGGUUGCCGAAUACGUCGGGUUCGCCUCGGCCGUAUUGUUUUGGCCGUAUCCUGUGUACAGAAUCUCUGAGGCGAUUUGGGGUAGCUGA